Pogoniulus pusillus (Red-fronted tinkerbird) is the source of this 3376-nucleotide messenger RNA. RefSeq names its product insulin induced gene 1 (gene INSIG1). Gene Ontology annotation, cellular component: SREBP-SCAP-Insig complex; endoplasmic reticulum. The coding region runs from base 188 to 1081 and encodes 297 amino acids. Gene Ontology annotation, biological process: SREBP signaling pathway; cholesterol biosynthetic process; cellular response to insulin stimulus. The record is from RefSeq and is a predicted model, not a curated record. Lineage: Eukaryota; Metazoa; Chordata; Aves; Piciformes; Lybiidae. The transcript is spliced from 6 exons.
AGCCUGGAAUCUGCCAGGCACCCCACGGCUGGUGGCUUGAUGCCGUGCCUGGGUUUGGCACCAUCUCGGUAAGCAGUCAUGGGUUUGGUGGGACCUCCUGAGACCAUCAUUUUAGAAUUACAACAGCCAGCAUCACCGAUCCCUUGAUCUUCAGGAGACGCCGCAGGAGACGCCUUCAACCUCCCCUAUGACUAACUCCCCUUUCCCAAAGGGACAACGCUCCACGGUGGGCUCGGCAAGCAGGACGCCGGUGGAGCCAAUGCCCAGAUUGGAGAACUGCGCCUGGAGCUGUGCUUGCGCUGCCAGAGGAAGACACAAAACCCAGCUGGGGGACACGGCGGCUGGGCUGGCCGCCAAGGUGGGCGAGAUGCUGAGCUCCUCGGUCUCCAGCCCUUCGCUGACAUUGGUGGGUCAUGGAGCACGCACCCCCGGCACCUCCAGUGCCAGCAGCACCAGCAGGAGCAGGAGCAGCAGCACUUUAAACUUAAGUCAACACCUAGUGCAGAGGAGCGUGGUCCUCUUCGUCGUCGGCGCUUUCAUGGCCCUGGUUCUGAACUUGCUGCAGAUCCAGAGAAAUGUGACUCUGUUUCCUGACGAGGUGAUUUCUACUCUCUUCUCCUCCGCCUGGUGGGUGCCCCCGUGCUGCGGGACUGCCGCUGCUGUUGUUGGCCUGCUGUAUCCCUGCAUUGACAGCCACCUUGGGGAACCACACAAGUUCAAGAGAGAGUGGGCCAGCGUGAUGAGAUGCAUAGCAGUUUUUGUUGGCAUUAACCAUGCCAGUGCUAAACUAGACUUUGCAAACAACAUGCAGCUGUCCCUGACUCUGGCAGCCCUAUCGCUGGGUCUCUGGUGGACAUUCGAUCGUUCAAGAAGCGGUCUCGGACUUGGAAUUACAAUAGCCUUUGUAGCAACUUUGAUAACUCAGUUUCUUGUAUAUAAUGGUGUUUAUCAGUAUACAUCCCCAGAUUUUCUUUACAUCCGUUCUUGGCUCCCAUGUAUAUUUUUCUCAGGAGGUGUGACUGUAGGAAACAUAGGACGCCAACUGGCUAUGGGUAUCCCAGAGAAACCACACAAUGACUAAACCUUCCCAGAAGACAGCACAGUGCCAGUCUGAAAGCAACAUUACGAAGAUGUGUUCCUGUUUGAAACUGAAGAUUAUUUAGAAAAGAAGAAAAUAAUCUCUUUAUGGGCUCACUGCACAAAUGACUUGUGGGAAAAAAAAAACAAAACCAACCCACCCAAUUAUUAAUCCACUCUUAGAAUAGCCAAGUGAAAUUAACUGCUUAUCUUGAAAUCUUACCCUGAUUUACUACAUAAGCAUUUUCGUACGGCUGUUCUCUAGAAGAGUUUAACACCAAGUUGCAUACAAUUGUUCAGGCUAAGUGGCAGUUUUCCAAGUAUUAGAUUCCAGUGUAAGUUACUGAAGCAGCUGCUGUGUUUUAAAGCCUUGAAACUGAAAUUUAAUUACAAGCUCUUGUAUCAGUGCCCAAAGGAAGUAGAUUGAUGGUGCUUAACAAUGAUGAAGUGUGGUUUAAUAGGAAUAGUAUUUAUCCAAAUCUUUACAAAAAUAGGGUUGUUUAAAAACAAGAGUGGUCUAAACAGAUUAAAGGCAUUGCACUAAUGCUUUUAGGAGUCUUAUGAAGGAAUCUUGCCCUUCCUUGUAAUGCUGCAUUAAGUUUCUCUGAUGAUGAAGGGAGUUGAAGGGACGAAAGUUUGGAAAGCACUUAGUUUGGAAUUCCUAAAUUCAGUACAGUAGGUGAGCACUGGAGACAAUCUUAUUCAAAUGUGAGAUAUAUCAAAAAAUACCAUCUGGAAAUCUCAUUGAGGUUAGCAUUGUAAGAAUCAAGUUUUGGCCCCAGUUCAGUCAGAAAUUGAAGUGUGCAUGAGUACUCCUUAAUAUUAAACAUACGCUUCAGUAUCUCACUGAAGGAGGACAUCAGUAUCUUAAGUGUCUGUGGUGUGGCUGAAAAAGCAUGCAUUGCAGGCCAUUGGGUGUAUGCCCCCAGCUCCUUAGAUCUGCACUUUCCUCCUAGAGGUCUCCUUGAUCUUGCUCCUGUUUGAGUCAGGAUUUUGGCUGAAGUGAUUUGGGAACAGAAGCAAGCCUCAAAUGCAAUUUAAACUCUGUGUGAAGAACAGCAAACAGCUUGUUUUCUCAGUUCAGUUUCUGAAAGAGAUCACUACUUGGUUUUUGACUACCCUAUAGACCUUGCAAUCUGUGAUUGCCUUCUUAAACAAAAACAAAAAAGUGCUUGUGUCACUACAUUAAACAUUUGGUGUUUCUUAAUACUUAGUUCUGGUGAGCACAACAUAUUCAUUUGAUAGCUUAGACCACAGGAGACCUAAAUAGCAAGUAUUAGGUCUUGAAGUUGAAGUGCAAUGUACAGUAAAUCUGAGCCUCAUGUUCUCUUCAAUAUCAAUCAUUUCUUAUGAGAGAUUAAAGAGAGAAGGGUUCUGAGUUCAUUUCAAUGCUGCAUGGAGUCAAAUGGAGCAAUAAUUUAUUUAACUAGUCAGGUUAGUUUUGUUGUAUCUUUCAUUGAACCCAAAUUUUUAGACAUACUCCAAGUUUGUGAUUAUGGUGUACUUGUAAACUUUUAUGCAUUUGCCUUUUUUUUGGUUGUUGUUGUUGUUGUAUUAUGCAAUUUGUUUUGUGUGUGUUCAUUUCCAAUCUUACAUGGCUUCAGCUAUAAAGGCAUCAGUUACAGACUGAUGGUGAGGCCAGGUAGCAGUGUUCUGCCUAUUUUCACUCUUCUAAGGGAAUGCUAUAACUGCUGCUUGUGCUUUUAUUUUUGUUGGUAGCAGGAGAGGUUUAGGACAAAGUCUGAAUUACAGAGCAGACCUCAAUUCUGAUCUUGCUUUGGUGAAAAUCAAGCAUAAUUUAAUUGGUGUAAUUCCUCAAAGGUUUCAAAUUUUAAAGAAUCAACAUUUUGUAGGACUACUUGAAGAAAUUAGGUCCUCAGAUCAGAUCAGGACUGGAUCAGCUCAGCUGUUAGAAGAAGUAUGCUACCUGUUGGGGAGAGAGUUUUGUAACCAUCUUGAAACCAACUUCAAAAUGUAAAACCAGAUGUAUGUAAAGAGGACAGGUCUCUAAGGAUAUUUGAUCAGUGGAGAAGUAUUUAAGACUUAUUUUCCAGAGACUGAAACUGAAUCUGUACGUGUUAGAGAUAAUGCAGCCAAAAAUGUUAAGUCAAAAGUUCAUUUUUUGCCAAUAUUUCUGAGUAUCUUAACCAAAGUGAUUUAAGUGUGGAAGAGGUGGGGAAAGGAGUCAAGAACAUUUGCACUAUUCUGAAUUUGAACACUUAAAGUCUCAUUCUUACUGAUAAGUUUUCAGCAGUGUGUUUGGUUUUACACUUUUUUUACUAUUAAAGUUUUAAGAUCA